AUGAAGGCCCAUUACUUUCUCAUCUAUGCUCUUUGUAUCGCCCUACUGCUUUCCUUGGGAGACUCUGCAGCAACUGCCAAGGCAGGCAAAGAUGGAGUUUACAUAGUUUACAUGGGAGCCACUACCCCACAAAAUGGGGCAUCGACACGUCACAAAGCCCAGCUUCUCAACUCUGUCUUGAAACUGAGAAAGGAUGCUGUGGUCCGCACCUAUAAGUAUGGAAUAUCGGGCUUUGCGGCCCGUUUGACGGCGGCUGAGGCCCAAUCCAUCGCUAAGCAGCCCGGUGUGGUCUCUGUUUUCCCCGAUGCUUACUACCAGCUCCACACAACUCGUUCCUGGGAAUUUCUAAAGUAUGAAACGGGCGUGGAUAUUUACUCGGAUCCGGGUUCGCCCGGCUCCACCUCCUCUUCUUCUCAUGGAUCCGAUACCGUCAUUGGCAUUAUUGAUACUGGAAUUUGGCCUGAAUCGAAGAGUUUUGAUGCAAAAAGUAGUGACCCAAAACUAUCCAGCUGGAAUGGAACCUGCAUGACAGCACAAGAUUUUACCUCAACUAGCUGUAAUGGGAAAAUAAUUGGAGCAAGAUAUUACAACGACCCGGAAGACGACGAUGACGACGACUACCUCACCCCACGGGAUUUCGUCGGCCACGGCACCCACGUGGCGUCCACCGCCGCCGGGGUCGAGGUCCAAAACGCAUCUUACUACGGUCUCGCUGCGGGAACGGCGAGAGGUGGGUCCCCCGGUUCUAGAAUCGCCGUGUACCGGGUCUGCACGCCGGCGGGUUGCCGGAGCUCCAGCAUCCUGGCGGCGUUCGACGACGCGAUCGCCGACGGAGUCGACGUUCUGUCUGUCUCCCUCGGCGCCUCUUCGCUUUCGAUGCCGGAUUUUAAGGACGACACGAUCUCCAUAGGAGCGUUCCACGCCGUAGAGAGCGGGAUAACGGUGGUCUGCUCCGCCGGGAACGACGGCCCUGACUCGGCCACGGUGGUGAAUGCUGCGCCGUGGAUUCUGACCGUGGCUGCAACGACUAUUGACAGGGAUUUCGAGUCCGAUGUCGUUUUAGGUGGAGGCAAAGUCGUCAAGGGUGAAGCUAUAAAUUUCUCGAAACUUCAAAAAUCCCCCGUGUACCCAUUGAUGUAUGGUAAGACGGCCAUGAAAUCAGAUGCAUCCGAAGCAAGUGCAAGAAACUGCAUUUCAGGAUCCAUUGACAAGGCUAAAAUUAACGGAACCAUUGUUCUGUGCGAGAGCAAAGAUCCAGGAUACUCACUUUUCGAGAAGGAAGAAGAGGUGCGCUCUCAGGGCGGAGUAGGUGUAAUUUUGGUUGAUGAUUUGACGAGACGAGUUGCUUCUACUUUUAAGAAGUUUCCAGCUGUAGUUAUGAGUUCGAAGGAUGUUCCUGAAAUCCUUUCUUAUAUCAACUCAACCAAAAACCCAGUUGCAACGAUUCUACCCACGGUGGCAACUCCCAAGUAUAAACCGGCACCUGAGAUUGCAUAUUUCUCAGCCAGAGGUCCUUCCCAAAAUUCAGAAAACAUCAUCAAGCCUGAUAUUGCAGCACCCGGAGUUAACAUACUAGCCGCUUGGAUGGGCAACGAUUUAGGUGGGACUCCCGAAGGCAAGGACCCAUCAAUGUUCAACGUAAUCUCUGGAACUUCCAUGUCUUGCCCACACGUGUCAGGCAUUGCCGCAGUGGUUAAAUCGCACAACCCUUCGUUCGGCCCUUCUGAGAUCAAAUCCGCCAUUAUGACAACAGCAUCACAGCUGAACAACGACAAGUCGCCAAUAACCACACACUUCGGCGCAACAGCCACGCCCUUCGACUACGGCGCCGGAGAGAUGAGCCCAACCGCGCCGCUACAGCCGGGGCUAGUCUACGAGACCACCACCGUCGACUACCUCAACUUCCUGUGCUACCACGGCUACAACACAACCACCAUCAAGCUCAUCGCCAAGUCCAUCCCGCCCAACUUCGCCUGUCCCAACAACUCCACCCCCGACCUCAUCUCGGACAUCAACUACCCCUCAAUCUCGGUCAAGCUCGGCCAGAAACAGAGUAGGAACAUCACCAGGACAUUGACGAACGUCGCUACCGGCGACGGCGAUUCAUCAACAUACACCUUAUCUGCGAGCGUUGGGGGCAAAGGUGUGAACGUGCAUGUCUCUCCGUCUCAGCUGAAGUUCACUAAGAGCGGCCAGAAGCUGACUUACUAUGCGACGUUUUCGACCAUGGCUGGUUCGUCGGCGGAAGGGGAUGUGUUUGGGUCGAUUACAUGGAGCAGCGACAAGUUCAAAGUUAGGACUCCAUUUGUAGUGAGUAGUAGUUGA
Linum trigynum is the source of this 2325-nucleotide messenger RNA. NCBI's taxonomy places the organism in Eukaryota, Viridiplantae, Streptophyta, Magnoliopsida, Malpighiales, Linaceae. The record is from the annotation of a GenBank genome assembly.